UGUAAUCAGCUGCCCUUUUGGAAACUGGGCAGGGGUUGUGGCCGGAUGCCGGUGUCACUGACUUGUCUUCAGCAUACCAUGCAGAAGUAACAUGUUCCCAGCAUUGGAAACCGAGCUAAAGCAGGAGGCUCUUCCUGAUCCCUAUGAAGACUUUAUGUACCAUCAUCUUCAAUACUAUGGCUACUUUAAAGCUCAGAGAGGCAGUUUACCAAACUCAGCCACGCACCAGCAUGUUUGGAAGAAUAAUCCUCGCUACCUGGUGAGUGGCUCUUUUGGGGAAAGAGAGGAUGUGAUACCAGACCCGCUGCAAAAGGAGAAGCUACUAUGGCCCACCUGUCUAUCUUCAGCGGUGCACAGACAGUUAGAUGCUGUGAGCAGAGAGUGGGUUCCACCUCAACCAGAAUAUUUCUAUCAACCUACAGGAAAUGAGAAGUUACCAGAAAUUGUAGGAGAAGAUAAAGGCACAGUUGUCUAUCAGUUAGAUUCAGUGCCCACUGAAGGUUCCUAUUUCACCAGUUCCAGAGUGGGAGGUAAGCGAGGGAUUAUCAGGGAGCUUGCCGUCACGCUGCAGGGACCCGAGGAUAAUACUCUCCUGUUUGAGUCAAGGUUUGAGAGCGGGAAUCUGCAAAAAGCUGUCAGAGUAGAUACCUAUGAGUAUGAACUCACCUUGCGAACUGACCUCUACACAAACAAACACACUCAGUGGUUUUAUUUUCGUGUUCAGAACACUAGAAAAGAUGCCACCUACCGCUUCACCAUUGUCAACUUGCUCAAACCCAAGAGCCUUUACACUAUAGGGAUGAAGCCACUCAUGUACUCCCAGUUGGAUGCCAGCACCCACAACAUUGGCUGGAGGAGAGAAGGAAAUGAAAUCAGGUACUAUAAGAACAACAGGGACAAUGGACAGCAGCUCUUUUACUGUCUCACGUGGACCAUUCAGUUUCCACACGACCAGGAUACUUGCUUCUUCGCACACUUCUACCCGUAUACAUACACUGACUUACAAUGCUACCUGCUGUCAGUGGUGAACAACCCCGUCCAGUCUCAGUUCUGCAAACUCCGAACUUUAUGCAGGAGCCUAGCAGGAAAUACCGUCUACCUGCUUACCAUCACCAACCCAGCCCGGACCCCGCAGGAGGCGGCUGCCAAGAAAGCUGUGGUCUUGAGCGCCCGAGUCCACCCUGGAGAAAGUAAUGGCUCGUGGAUCAUGAAGGGCUUUUUGGACUUCAUCCUUAGCAACUCCCCAGAUGCCCAGCUCCUCAGAGAUAUCUUUGUCUUCAAAGUGGUUCCUAUGUUAAAUCCAGAUGGAGUGAUCGUGGGGAAUUACCGGUGUUCACUGGCGGGACGGGACUUGAACAGGCAUUAUAAAACCAUUCUGAAGGAGUCUUUCCCUUGCAUCUGGUACACCAGGAACAUGAUCAAAAGGCUUCUGGAAGAAAGGGAGGUUCUCUUGUAUUGUGAUUUCCAUGGCCACAGCCGCAAGAAUAAUAUCUUCUUGUACGGCUGCGGCAGCAGCGAUCGCAAGCACUGGCUUCAUGAGCGAGUCUUUCCUUUAAUGUUAAGCAAAAAUGCACCGGAUAAGUUCUCUUUUCAUAGUUGUAACUUUAAGGUGCAAAAGUGCAAGGAAGGAACAGGCCGAGUUGUGAUGUGGCGCAUGGGGAUCCUCAACAGCUACACCAUGGAGUCUACCUUUGGGGGGUCCACCUUGGGCAAUAAAAGAGAUACUCACUUUACCACUGAGGAUCUGAAGUCUCUAGGUUACCAUGUUUGUGACACCCUUCUGGAUUUCUGUGAUCCUGACCGAACCAAGUUCAUGCAGUGUUUAGCAGAGCUUAAAGAGCUCUUACAACAGGAGAUCCAUAAGAAAUUCAAUGAACUUGGACAAGAUAUGGAUUUAGAAGGAAGUUGGAGUGACAUCUCUUUGUCUGACAUUGAAUCCAGCACCAGUGGUUCUGACAGUUCCCUCUCAGACGGUCUCCCUCUUCACCUACUGAACAUAGCACAUGAGGUGAAUCAAAAGAAGAAGAUGUAUAAGAAGAAAAAAAAGAAGCCACUUCAGACGAGGAAACAGCGAAAUGAACAGUAUCAGAAAAAUAAUUUGAUGAGGGAGUUAAAGUUAACGGAAGAUGUCCCGGAAAGGGCAGGGUUUGCUUCUACUCUGCAAAAACAGCCUACCUUUUUCAGAAAUUCAGAGAAUGCCAGUUCUUCCACGAUGCGAAAUGACAAACCAAGGUUGAAUGAGGUAGUACUACGUGGGAGAGACAAGGGCACCUCCCUGGACCCAUCAAAAAUGGCCUCCUUGAUCCUGACGAAGAAUAAAGAGAGAAUGCAGACAGAGAAGCCAGGAUUCACAGUGUCAUGCUCUCCAAAGAGAAGCACAAAUCCCAGCCAAGAGCCGGUUCCAGAUAGGAAGCCAAACUGGUCCAGGAACAGAUAUCCUGCCACAAAGAGAGGCCGCGCCACCAUGACAGUGUACCCAUCCUUGCACAUAUACACAUACCCAUAG
Messenger RNA from Neomonachus schauinslandi (Hawaiian monk seal), 2506 nucleotides. It is a transcript of the gene AGBL2, whose product is annotated as AGBL carboxypeptidase 2. Gene Ontology annotation, molecular function: metallocarboxypeptidase activity; zinc ion binding. Bases 92 to 2506 code for a protein of 804 amino acids. The transcript is spliced from 16 exons. NCBI's taxonomy places the organism in Eukaryota, Metazoa, Chordata, Mammalia, Carnivora, Phocidae. The record is from RefSeq and is a predicted model, not a curated record. Gene Ontology annotation, biological process: proteolysis.